AUGUCUGGCUCCUGCUGCGGCUCCUGCUGCUCCUCCUCAGGCUGUGGGGGAGGCUGCUGCCAGCCCUGCUGCCAGCCCUGCUGCUGCCGCGACCCCUGCUGCUGCCGCCCCGUGUCCUGCCAGACCACCGUGUGCCGCCCCGUGACCUGUACCUGCCGCUGCACUCGCCCCAUCUGUGAGCCCUGCCGCCGCCCAGUCUGCUGUGACCCCUGUGGCCUGCAGGAGGGCUGCUGCCGCCCCAUCAGCUGCUGCCCCACAUCCUGCACAACCGUGGUCUGCCACUACCCUGUCUGCUGUGACCCCUGUGGUGUGCAGGAGGGCUGCUGCCGCCCCAUCAGCUGCUGCCCCACGUCCUGCACGGCCGUGGUCUGCCGCCCCUGCUGCUGGGCCUCCACCUGCUGCCAGCUCAUCUCUGUGCAGGCGCCCUGCUGCCGCCCCCCCUGCUGCCAGCCUGCCCCCUGCCGCACCACCUGCAGGACCUCCCCCUGCUGCUGAGAUUCCCAC
Messenger RNA from Mustela erminea (ermine), 504 nucleotides. Its product is annotated as keratin-associated protein 2-3-like. The record is from RefSeq and is a predicted model, not a curated record. The coding region runs from base 1 to 495 and encodes 164 amino acids. Lineage: Eukaryota; Metazoa; Chordata; Mammalia; Carnivora; Mustelidae. The transcript has a single exon. Gene Ontology annotation, cellular component: keratin filament.